AUAUUUCGUAAUUAGUUUCUUUCGUAAGAUACUAUAUUUUAAAUGAAGUUCAUAUACCGAAAUGAAAUACUAAGAACAAUAUUAAAUCCUUUUUCGUUUUUUACCACCUUUAACAGGAUGUUCUUUCAAAACCCAAUGAUUAUGAUAGUGUAAAAUGUAUGUUGUUUUUUCUUUUUUGUAGUUUUUAUAUAACACAAGAAUUAGGUGCACCUGUGAGAGUUUAUGAACUGAAGUAGCUGAUACUAAGUUGGAAAUUGAUCUUUCAAUAGUGUACCUAAUUUUUACAUGGUAUGCUUUAUGUACAUUAAUAGUGUAAAUUCUGUUUCAGUGUCAUUUUAUAAAAGAGCACAGAUUCUGAUAGGUGACAUUUGGGGAUGUUUUGAAGGAAAAGGAUUAGGUACCUUUACCGAUAUUGAUUCAAUCACUAUGUUUGCUGACUAUAGAAUUCCUCAAGCUUUAGUGUAUUUUGGUGCACUGGAAUAUUCAGAAGAGUUAUUACAUCGACUUGAAGCAGAUGACAUGCUUAAAAGUGGUGAAAGACAGGAAAUAGAAAUCCGUGGAUGUACCAUAUGGGCUGUAGAGCGUAUUUGUAAAGAAAUAGAAGAACGAAUCAAAGAAAACACAGGUCCCCAAGUAUUUCAAGUCAAUCCUAUUUUAGUGGAUCAUUUUCUUUGGGAUUACCGAAGAGAUCAUAAUGACAAGAUGAAAGACGUUCCAUUCCACAAGACACGUUGCAUUUACUAUUGAAAUAUUGUUGAACAGAUGACUUACAGUUUUGCUUGUCACAGUAGAAUAUAAUUAACCCCUAGUUGCUGUUUUCAGUUAUUAAUGCUGAUAUGUUCCUGUUUAAUCUCUAUUCAGUCUCCUAUAAAAUGUAAAAAAAAUCCAAAAAAAUAGUGCAUUGAGACAGAAUAAUAUCACAGCCUUUGAUGAUGGUUAAGUAUGAGAAGUCAGAUUUAGUUCAAAGUAUCUGACUUUUAUAUUAUCAAAUUAUUUUUUAAAGUAUUGGUUAUCAAGUGAAAGCAUUUAAAAUGUGUAAUGUGUUAAUGAAAAAAGUGUCAAUAAGUCUAGAGUAAGAAGUAUUUUUAUAAAGAUAUUGAAUAAUAAUGGAUACCAGGUAUUUACUUUUUUUACUCUUCUAUCUAAACAAUAAAAAUACUGCUAGAGGAAAAAUUUUUGUGAAAUUUUUGCUAUAAAAUAGUAAGUCAUGUCAAAUCACUUUUAUCUUACCCUGGAAUGUGCAUUAACAUUUUUGUUAAAUUCCACCAAAAUAAAUAUCACCAAAUUAACCAGAAUGAAAAAAAAAUUAAUUUAUGUUGGGCUGCAUAAGCUUUGACAAGUUGAAGGGAAUUUUUGCAGUACAAAAUUCUACAUUGACAAAGAAAAAUUAUCCAUUGGCUAUACUAGUUGUACUGACUCUU
Molecule: messenger RNA, 1421 nt
Organism: Limulus polyphemus (Atlantic horseshoe crab)
Lineage: Eukaryota; Metazoa; Arthropoda; Merostomata; Xiphosura; Limulidae
Product: UPF0553 protein C9orf64 homolog
Exons: 4
Coding region: 286-747 (153 amino acids)
Source: RefSeq, a predicted model, not a curated record